Pipistrellus nathusii (Nathusius's pipistrelle) is the source of this 2481-nucleotide messenger RNA. Lineage: Eukaryota; Metazoa; Chordata; Mammalia; Chiroptera; Vespertilionidae. The record is from the annotation of a GenBank genome assembly.
AUGAACUCAGCUGAAUUCAGUGAAGAUGUAGAAGAAGUUCUAAACAAUAGCACCGUGAAAGUGGAGACGGAGGCGGGGGAUGCUGCCCUGGACUGCUCAGUGAAUUCCAGGUCUUCAGAGAAGCACCCUCGGGACAGUGCCUUCACCUCCCUCCAGGACUCCAGCAAGCGCAAGCAGCCGGGCAGCGAGGGCCAGCCGGACUCCGUCUCCAGCGUGAAGCGGCGGCGGCUGAUUCCCGAGGCGCUCCUAGCAGGCAUGAGGAACCGGGAGAACAGCUUGCCCUGCCAGGGCAAUGGGGAGCAGGCCGGCAGGGGCAAGAACUCGGUGUCCGCGUGGCCGGGGGAGGAGGAGCCCUGCAACGACGCGACCGCCCCCUCCUACAAGAAGCCCCUGUACGGCAUCUCGCACAAGAUCAUGGAGAAGAAGAACCCCCCGGCAGGGGACGUGCUCGGCACGCACGAGCUCCUGGAGAAGGCGAACCCCGGCAACAGCCCCUCGCCCCUGCGGCUCCUGAACGAGACUCAGAAGCGGGACGGCGUGGCCUCGGCCGACGGCGACCCCAACAUCUACUUCCUGAUCCAGAAGAUGUUCUACAUGCUCAACACGCUCUCCUCCAACAUGUCCCAGCUGCACAGCAAGGUGGACCUGCUGUCCCUGGAGGUGAGCCGCAUCAAGAAGCAGGUGAGCCCCCCGGAGACGGUGGCCAAGUUCCAGCCGCCCCCCGAGUACCAGCUGACGGCCGCCGAGCUCAAGCAGAUCGCGGACCAGAGCCUGUCGGGCGGGGACCUGGCCUGCCGCCUGCUGGUGCAGCUCUUCCCCGAGCUCUUCGGCGACGUGGACUUCUCCCGCGGCUGCAGCGCCUGCGGCUUCGCGGCCAAGCGCAAGCUGGAGUCGCUGCACCUGCAGCUCAUCCGCAACUACGUGGAGGUCUGCUACCCCGCGGUGAAGGACACGGCCGUGUGGCAGGCCGAGUGCCUGCCCCAGCUCAACGACUUCUUCAGCCGCUUCUGGGCCCAGCGGGAGAUGGAGGACAGCCCGCCGGGGGGCCCGGGGGCCGGCUUCUUCGAGGCCGAGCCGGUGGACGCCGGCCACUUCCUGGACAGCAAAGACCAGGAGGAGGCCCUGUCCCUGGACCGGAGCAGCACCGUCGCCUCGGACCACGUGGUGGACACGCAGGACCUCACCGAGUUCCUGGACGAGGCCUCGUCGCCGGGCGAGUUCGCGGUGUUCCUGCUGCACCGGCUCUUCCCCGAGCUCUUCGACCACCGCAGGCUGGGCGAGCGGCACAGCUGCUACGGGGACGGCGGCAAGCAGGAGCUGGACCCGCAGCGGCUGCAGAUCAUCCGCAACUACACGGAGAUCUACUUCCCCGACGUGCAGGAGGAGGAGGCCUGGCUGCAGCAGUGCGCCCAGCGCAUGGACGACGAGCUGGAGGCGCUGGGGCUGGACGGGGGCAGCGAGGGCGAGCCGCCGCGGGACGACUGCUACGACUCCUCCAGCCUGCCGGACGACGUCUCCGCGGUCAAGGUGGAGGACAGCUUCGAGGGCGAGCGGCCCGGCCGGCGGUCCAAGAAGAUCUGGCUGGUGCCCAUCGACUUCGACAAGCUGGAGGUGCCGCAGCCCGACUUCGAGGUGCCGGGCGCCGACUGCCUGCUCAGCAAGGAGCAGCUGCGCGGCAUCUACGAGAGCAGCCUGAGCAUCGGCAACUUCGCCUCGCGCCUGCUGGUGCACCUCUUCCCCGAGCUCUUCACGCACGAGAACCUGCGCAAGCAGUACAACUGCAGCGGCUCGCUGGGCAAGAAGCAGCUGGACCCGUCGCGCAUCAGGCUCAUCCGCCACUACGUGCAGCUGCUCUACCCGCGGGCCAAGAACGACCGCGUCUGGACGCUGGAGUUCGUGGGCAAGCUGGACGAGCGCUGCCGCCGCCGGGACACGGAGCAGCGGCGCUCCUACCAGCAGCAGCGCAAGGUGCACGUGCCGGGCCCCGAGGGCCGGGACCCGGCGGGCUACGCCGUCAGCUCCGCCGAGAGGUUCCGCGAGGAGUACGAGGGGCCCCCGCUGCCCCCCGAGAGGAGCAGCAAAGACUUCUGCAAGAUCCCGCUGGACGAGCUGGUGGUGCCCUCGCCCGACUUCCCGGUGCCCUCGCCGUACCUGCUGUCCGACAAGGAGGUGCGCGAGAUCGUGCAGCAGAGCCUCUCGGUGGGCAACUUCGCCGCGCGGCUCCUGGUCAGGCUCUUCCCCGAACUGUUCACGGCCGAGAACCUCCGGCUGCAGUACAACCACUCGGGCGCCUGCAACAAGAAGCAGCUGGACCCCACGCGGCUCAGACUCAUCCGCCACUACGUGGAGGCCGUGUACCCCGUGGAGAAGAUGGAGGAGGUGUGGCACUACGAAUGUAUCCCCAGCAUCGAUGAGCGGUGCCGCCGCCCCAACAGGAAAAAAUGUGACAUCCUCAAGAAAGCCAAGAAAGUGGAGAAGUGA